AUGGUUUUCAGAUCCAUCGUUGCUUUGGCUACGAUAGUUGUGCCUUUGGUUAACUGCGCGCCGCUUACACUGCAGGAAAGGCAGACACCAAACGGUGUUCCGGAUUAUGUACUGAAAUACGCACCAAUCGUCUACCUUCACUCAAAGGAUACAUACUUUCCCACCGACAUACAAACUUUUCUGGAUCAUACAACUCCACGCGUGAAAUUCAAUGAAGUUCCCGGUCCUUCGAAGCCCCUCACUAGCUCCAACCUCGAUCAAAUGGGCAGUGACAUUUGGCUCACAUCCAACGAUGACGUGACCAAAGAUCCCACAUGGAUUAAAGGCACAAAGCCCAACGGGCAAGGAAAGACCGAAGGAGCCACUACCGCAGCUAUCAUUGUAAACGACAAAGGAAACGGCAACGUCGAUGCUUUCUACAUGUAUUUCUACGCCUACAACUAUGGUGGUGAGGUACUAGGAUGGAAUAAACUCAACUUCGGUAACCACGUAGGCGAUUGGGAGCACGUAAUGGUCCGUUUCCAAAACGGCUCUCCCCAAGCAAUCUGGUACUCUCAACACGCCAACGGCCAAGCCUUCCGCUACUCCACCGUCGAAAAAUCUGGCGACAGACCCAUUGCAUACUCUUCCAAAGGUUCCCAUGCCAACUACGCAAUCUCUGGAACCCACGACCACACUAUCCCCAAUCUCAACCUCCCCGGUGGCGUCCUAGAAGACUACACGGAUAAAGGCGUAAUGUGGGACCCCGUGCUAUCGGCCAACUUCUACAAGUUCAAUGCUGGUAACAACGCUUUUUCAGCAUAUGAUGGGCAGGCGCCGACAGCAUGGUUGAACUUUAAGGGUAGGUGGGGCGACGAAGAGUAUCCAAAGAGUGAUAAGAGACAGGUUAAAUUGUUUGGCCAGGCGAAGUUCACGGGUGGACCGACGGGGCCGGUUGAUAAACAAUUGAAUAGGGAGAAAAUCUGUCCGAAUAAUGGGCAGCUUUGCAUUUUGAGGAGUAUCCUUGUGCCGAGGAGGAGGGGUAUGGAUGGGGUUAUGCAGGAGAGGGAUGAGGUCGUUGGGUAA
This is a messenger RNA of Alternaria atra, 1065 nucleotides long. RefSeq lists its product as uncharacterized. The coding region runs from base 1 to 1065 and encodes 354 amino acids. The record is from RefSeq and is a predicted model, not a curated record. Lineage: Eukaryota; Fungi; Ascomycota; Dothideomycetes; Pleosporales; Pleosporaceae. The transcript is spliced from 3 exons.